GUGGUAAGUGAAUAGAUACGGAGGGAGUAGUAACUAUUUUAAUAUAAAUAAACAAGGUAAAAUGGGAUAAAGGAGAGUAAAUGACAUAAGCUAGAGAUAAAUUACAGGAUUGUACUGAAACACCACUAUUACUAACGUUCAAAUCAGCUAAUUAACUUUGAAUCGGAGUCAAGUUCACCCCUUCUCUAAACAAAAAUGCUCCACGGCUAUGGGAGGGCGGAUCUACUAUGGGGCAGUUCCCACCUCUCAUCCCCACCAACUACGGACCAUCCGCCGUGCGGCCGUGCCGAUUGCUGAAGACUCGAAGUGUUGAAGACCGACCGCCGCUGAGUGCCCGCCUGUCGACUGUGACUCCUAGUCUCCUACCUCCAUGAGUCUUUCACUCUUGCGCUCUGUAUCUCUGAUUUUUUUAAAUCUCUAAUUUCACUCAUAAAUGAGUAAUUGAUAAAUUGACUUAAUUGGGUAAAGUUAAAAGCUUUUAAGGCUGUAAAGAGUAAAAGAGGCAAAGAGCUAAGGGCUGAAGGAGUAAAGGUUAACUUGCUUACUUGAUAAGCCUAAAUUAAAUUACUAUAUACGGCACACAACUCAAGUACUCAAUUAGACAAGCAAUAUUGUCAUCACUCAUCAGAGGCGUAUUUAUCCAUUGAAAAAAAGUGUUAGCUAUUCCAGUGAUGUUAUCACCGAUCAUUUUGCACUUCAAAAUGUGAGAAGAAUAUGUCAAUAGGGUGUUACAAGUACAAGUUCCCGGGUAUUUUGUAUAUGUUGAGGAUUACAGGCUGUCGAGGAUUACACUAUGUGGCGCAUCCAAUUUGAGUCCUUUCUUGUCUCUCAAAAUCUAUUGGGAAAGGUCGCCGGCUCCAUUCAGGUACCCUCUGUUUAUUCCAUAUAUCUCUACAAUCGUCAAAUCCCUAAUCCUCAUUAUUCGUCAUGGUUGCGUAUUGAUCAAACUAUUCGUUCGAUGUUAUUUGCAACUUUAUCACGUGAUGUGCUUAUUGAUGCUCGUGAUUUAAAACAUUGUUUUGGGAUUUGGGAACGAUUAGAAUCGAGAUUUAUGUCUGUCAGUUUAGCCAGGUCUAUGGAAUUAAAACAUAUGUUGAAUACUAUAAAGAAAAAGCCUGAACAAUCUAUGGACAGUUAUUUACGAGAUAUUAAAAUUUUAGUGGAUGAUCUUGCUUGCAUUAAUUUUCUUGUGUAUCAUCUCGAUAUGCUCAAGUCUACCAUUAUGAGGUUGGGCAAGGAUUAUGCCUCCAUGAUCAACAAGUAACAAUGCAGGGGUGCUCCGUUUCAGUUUAAUAACACUACAAGUGCUGUUAUUAGUAAGUCUACUGUGUCCACUUUAACUAUUCAUGUUGUACCUGUUUGUGCUACUCACUCUAAUUCUGCAGGAUUUCUAUCAGAUAGGGGUAUUCUGGGGUAAGCUCCUCCUCCUAUUGUUUGUCAGAUAUGCUUUUCCACGUGUCACUCGGCAAUUGCCUGUCCUUCUCGAUUUUCACAGCCUUCUGCACCCGCACUGAUGACUAAUUCUGAAGAAACUAAUUCUCCUUUGUGGUACCCCGAUUCUGGAGCUUCUGCUCACAUGACGGCCUCUGAAGGACAAAAUCUCGGGGGCACUUCUUCUACAAGCUUCAAGUAGUUGGCCACUCUAUCCUAUCUGUGUGACGUUCUCUCCUUCACUAGCUUUAGCAUCUGUGUCAGCUCCGGGUCCAUUUUGGCAUCGUAGAUUAGGUCACUGCGGUGACAAAAAUUUGCACUUUCUUAGACACAAUAAAUUUCUAUGUAAUAACUCCAGUUUUGUUCAUGACUGUGUUGCUUGCCGUCUAGGAAAGUCACAACGUUUGCCCUUUUCGUAUGUUAACCAUAUGUGUACUUUUCCAUUUCAACUUAUUCAUUCGAAUGUGUGGUAGUCACCUAUUUUAUCAAAUUUGGUUUUUAAAUAUUAUGUCUCGUUUAUCGAUGAUUACUUGCGUUUUACUUUGAUUUAUCCUAUGUGUCGCAAGAGUGAGGUGUUUCAGCACUUUAAAAUUUUAAACUUCUUGUUGAAAAACUUUUUAAUUAGAAAAUUAAAAUUUUUCAAAGUGAUCGGGGUGAUGAGUUUGUUAAUCGUGAAAUGCAGCAGCUUUUUAAAGCUCAGGGAAUUUAUUUUCAAAAAUCUUGUCCGGACACCCCUCAACAGAAUGGGGUAGCUGAGCGAAAGCAUCGUCAUCUACUCGAAUUAACUCGCGCCAUGGUUCUUGAAGCUUCGGUUCCGAGGUAAUUCUGGGUAGAUGCUCUUUAUACCGCUGCAUACAUUAUUAAUAACUUACCAUCUCCUCUCUUAAAUGGUUUGUCUCCCUUUCAAAAACUUUUUAACAAAACACCUGAUUACUCUUUUUUGCGUGUGUUUGGCACCGCGUGCUAUCCCAAUGCCACCUCUUCCAAUAAACUCUCUCCUCGAUCUGUCCGAUGUGUUUUUCUAGGCUAUGCAUCCUGUUACAAGGACUAUCGGUGUUAUGAUCCUAUGACUCGACGGGUCUACAUUAUUCGUCAUGUUAGGUUUCAUGAAUGCAUAUAUCCUCUUACCACAUCUCUCUCAGACAUUCCGUUUUCCAGCUCCCACACUUUCCCAACCACACGGCAUGCCCCAAAUCGCCACCCCCCAACACCUUUAAUUACUCCACCAGCUGUGUCUAAUGAACCAUAACAUUUCUUUUACUGAUAGUGCCUCGUCUACACCUACUAGUCCGACCACACCGACCACUCUGUCACCUUCCUUACAUGACCUUGAUCACUUUAGUCCUUCUUGGUCUACUUCCCCAACAUCGACACCCAGCUCUCUGGCCGAGACCACAUCGGCCGAGCCCACAUCGGCCGAGAUCCCAGACCUUUCUUCUGUGCCCACUACGGUAGUUAAUAUUCACCCCAUGCAGACUCAUGCUAAAAUGGCAUUUUAAACCAAAUCUAUUUUUUCUUUACACACAAAUGUUAUUGACACUGAUCCAUCAUGUUUUUCUGAGGCGAAUAAACAUUUAAAAUGGCGGGAGGCCAUGGUUGAGGAGUUCAAUGCACUUAUUGCUAACCAUACUUGGGAUCUGGUUCCGUUUGACAAUUCUAAGAAUAUACUUGAAUGUAAGUGGGUUUAUAAAACAAAAUAUCAUGCUAAUGGCACAGUGGAGCGCCAUAAAGCUCGGUUGGUCGCUCAAGGUUUUAAUCAACAGGUAGGUGUAGAUUUUUCUGAAACUUUUAACCCAGUCAUUAAACCUACACUGUGCAUAUUGUUCUUACUUUAGCUAUUUUGUUUGGUUGGGUGGUUCGUCAGUUAGAUGUUAAAAAUGCAUUCUUACAUGGUCAUCUCACUGAAGAAGUUUAUAUGCGUCAGUCCCGUGAGGCAUUCAUCCUCAGUUUCCCACUCACACGUGUCGCUUGCGCAAGGCCAUUUAUGGUCUUAAACAAGCACCACGAGCCUGGUUUCAUAGGUUCAGUAGCUUUCUUCUUCAGCAUAAAUUUUCUUGCAGUAAGUCUGAUAAUGCUUUGUUUAUUUUUCGCCAGAAUAAUUCUAUCAUUUUUUUAUUAUUGUAUGUAGAUGAUAUUAUUAUUACUAGAAAUUCUGAGAUUGCUGUAAAUAAUUUUAUCUCUCUUAUCUCUUAUCAUUUUGCUAUGAAAGAUCUCGAUAAUCUUCAUUAUUUUCUGGGCAUAGAGGCCACUCGUACCUCUAAAGGUUUGUUUCUCUCUCAACAAAAAUGUGUCACUGAUUUACUUGCUCGCUUUCAUCUCCAUACUGUUAAGUCUGUUCGUACUCCCCUUGCUUCUCGCACUACAUUGACCCUCACUGAUGGUGAGCCACUGACAGAUGCGACGGAGUAUCACAGCAUGGUAGGUGCAUUACAAUAUUUAACUUUGACACGACCUGAUAUUACUUUUGCAGUACAUCUAGUGUCUCAGUUUAUACAUGCACCCCGUAGUACUCACUUGCUUGCGGUCAAGCGUAUUUUCAGAUAUUUACAGGGUACUCGUGAUCAUGGUCUCUGGCUUCAGACUUCAGCCACUCCCACAUGUGUUUUAGCAUAUUAUGAUGCAGAUUGGGCUUGUUGUCCAGAUAGCUCACGGUCUACUACGGGGUUUGCAAUCUUUCUGGGUCCUAAUCUGAUUUCUUGGAAGUCAAAGAAGCAGCCAACGAUGUCCAAGUCCUCUACCAAAUUAAAGUUGAAUAUAGAGCCAUUGCAUUUACAGUUUAGGGACACGUUGCAUAUUCGGUCCGUACUCUUUGAGCUCGGAUUUCCUAUCACAGUACCAGUUCAUCUCUUGUGUGAUAAUAUCUCUGCUUCCUACCUGACUGCUAAUCCAGUACAACAUGCUCGGAGCAAGCACAUUCAGAUUGACUAACACUUUGUUCGAGCGCGAGUGGCCCAUGGUGAUUUACUAGUUCGAUAUGUUCCUACUCAUCUUCACUUGGCAGAUAUUUUUACUAAGAGUCUCUCUAGUCAACGUUUUCAUUUUUUAAAGGACAACCUGCGUGUUGUAUCUCGUGCAUAGUUUGAGGGGGUGUAAUAGACUAUCGCCAUUUAUGUAUUUUAAACAAUAUUCC
This is a messenger RNA of Cuscuta europaea, 4561 nucleotides long. Lineage: Eukaryota; Viridiplantae; Streptophyta; Magnoliopsida; Solanales; Convolvulaceae. The record is from the annotation of a GenBank genome assembly.